UAAGUAAUUGUAAAUGGGUUGUACUUGUAUAGCGCUUUUGUACCCCUUUCAAGGAGCCCAAAGCGCUUUGACAGUAUUUCCACAUUGGCACAUUCACACACAUUCACACACUGACGGUGGGAGCUGCCAUGCAAGGCGCUCACAAGGACCCAUCAGGAGCAAGGGUGAAGUGUCUUGCCCAAGGACACAAGGGACGUGACUAGGAUGGUAGAAGGUGGGGAUUGAACCAGUAACCCUCAGAUUGGUGGCACAACCACUCUACCAACUUCGCCAUGCCGUCCCGUAUUCACAGUCUUUGCUCAAUACUUUGUUAAUGCAGCUUUGGCAGCAAUUACAGUCUCAAGUCUUUUUGAAUAUGAUGCCACAAGCUUGGCACACCUGUCAUUGGGCAGUUUGGCCCAUUCCUCUUUGCAGCAUCUCUCAACCUCCUUCAGGCUGGAUGGUAAGCAUUGUUUUUUUAUUCAGGAUGUCUCUGUACAUUGCUGCAUUCAAGGAGGUGACCAAGAACCCGAUGGUCACUCUGUCAAAGCUAUAGCAUUCCGGAAAGAGGAAAACCUUCUCGAAAGAGAACCAUCCCUGCAGAAAUCCAUCAAUCAGGCCUGUACGGUAUAGUGGCCAUUUCUUAGUCAAAAUGUUGCCAAAAUGCUUAUGAAAGACUCGAAAUUCCGAAACAAGAAACAAAAUUCUCUGGUCUGAUGAGACAAAGAUUGCCGUUCCUUCACUGUUAGCCCGGAUUUCAUUUCUACUCAAAGCAAUCAAUUACAACAUACAUAGAAAUUUAAGUUUGAUUGCAUUACUAUCAAAUGUAAGUGCAUUCUACUAAUUAUAAGUAUAGUCUACUUACAUUUGAUUGUAAUGCCAUGAAUGAAUAACUAAGUUAAAUGAGAAUAUAAUUUUUAAGUUUAUGUCAUGUGUACGACUCUUGAAUUCCCGCCACAACAGAAUUUGAAUCUCCGUGAUUAGUGCUGCAUUCACGUGAUGUAGGAAGUUCACGGGCAUGGUUGCUACAAAAAAGAUGUUUUAAAAUGUAAUACUCAGAACAUUUAAACAAUAAUACAUGGGUAGCUGUUUCCUGUUAUGAUUCAUGAUUCAUGUUGUUAUCAACUAUGCAGAAAGAGUUUGAAGCUUUAUUUUAUUGAUUUUAUUUCAGACUUGUUAGUACUCUACAUUCCCUAAAAUCAAUAAAAUAAUGAUUUGUUAUCAGGGUUUAUGUAAAUGAAUAAUUUUUAUCACUAAUCUAAGUCACUCUACAUGGAGAGCAAUGUACUGUAAUACCAUAUUACACAUGACAUGUGAGCAAAAUAAAUGUAUGCAGUGAUCAUGUCGUUUUUGUAGUUGGAGAUUCAUUUUUCCGAUUAUUCUGACAGCACUUGAAUGCAGCAUAACUGUAGCCUGACGGCCUGAAACGAAACCUAACAGACGUUACUUCUCCUGCCAGCCUGUUUGGAUGUCGGUGAAUGUUCACCUGUUGCGUCGUCGCUGCUAUUGAGUCCGACAUACAUUUUACCAGCCUUUUACAGCGAGGAGCUGUGUGUGACCAGUGUUCCACUACCACGCAUCCUGUAGCUUCUUUUAUCACCGAGCGAAGCUGUCGGCGGGCCCCUGCCCAGAGCCUGCCUCACGUAGAAGAGACCGGACGCCUGUAUUUGGUCUCAAGAAGAAAUGCUGUGGAAGUGAAAGUACUGCCUUCUCAUGUUUGAAAAGAGAGCACAGCUAUUUUAACAUUAUAGGCUCAAACAUGGGAGUUAUGCAAGAACAGAACCAUUUCCUUGCCUACAUCAGGAAUGUCUGUGUACAUUUAAAUCACUCAAUGCCCUAAAAAUACACUUAUCCCGCAUUCACACCAAAAAUCCAGAACAGCAACCAGUUGUAGAUAUACCAGUAAAGUUUAUCAUGUGGGUUUGCUGAGUCGUGUUCUGAGGCUGACUACUUUAGUCACCUGCAUAAUGCAAACUUAAAAGUCUACCAUAAAGUCAGUUACCCUUACAAAGACUGUAACUUUGAAAGCAGUGUCUACUCCACUUUCAAAGCACACAAGGAACAUGACUGGAAGAAGUUCAAGUCAGAAAUUAUUGGUUGUGAUUAUGUCGGUCAUGAUCAAGCAGCACAAGAGCAAAUAUCACAUGCUGAUGACAUGGCAGAUUUGGAAGUGGUGAGUGAAGAAGCCAGUGAGAAUGAUGUUCGUGAUUUAGAAAAGCAGCUAGAGCACAACUUGGCAUCUCUUCAGUUAAAGAUGCAAACUGUUAUGCACAUACCAGAGAGUUCGGUGCAAGAAGUAUUACAACAGCUUUGUCAAAUCAAUAAGCUAUCAGAGCCACUUCUGCAUAAGAAAGUGAGGACCACGCUAAAUAAAUACUUUGAUAAGGUGGAUGAUAAGUUUGUGAGAGAGAUUUCUAGUGCUGUGUCAAGAGUGCAACAUGAUGACAUUUUGUGACAAAGAUGGACCCUUAGGAACUGCUAAAAGGAGAGCAGCCUAUGUACGCAAAGAGUUCCCACUGGUAAACCCUAUUGAAUAUGUUGUUGAAAAAGGCAAAAAACCACUUGCAUAUGUCCCCAUUGUCCCAAUGCUCCAGAAGCUGCUUAACAAAACUGAUGUGUUAAGAUAAAGCUAUGUCAGAUAAAGUCCAUGUUCCGCAGGAUUACAGAUCCUAUGCAGAUGGGCAGUACUUUAAUGAAAAUUAUCUUCUUGCAAGUGACGAGUUCACAAUUGCUCUUGGCCUUUACAUUGACGACUUUGAAGUAGCCAACCCUCUAGGAACGUCACGGCUGAAACACAAAAUGUGUGCAGUAUAUUGGGUCAUUGCCAACAUACCUGCAAAAUAUAGAUCCACCAUCAACUCUAUCCAGCUUGCUCUACUAUGCAAUACCUCCACAGUAAAAGAGUGUGGUUAUGCAAAAGUUCUGCAACCUCUCAUCUAUGAUCUAAAGACAUUGGAGCAAAAUGGUGUUUACCUAGAGCAACUAGGUGCAAGUGUGAAAGGCACAGUCUUAUAUGUUGCCACUGAUAAUCUUGGUGCUCACUCCCUUGCAGGAUUCCUGGAGAGCUUCAAUGUUGACAAGUUCUGCAGAUUCUGUUUGGCAAGCAGUAGAGACGCACAACAGCAAGAGAUGGCUCUGCAAGAGAAAUUUAUCAUGAGGCUUAUUGUCUCUGAGGGAGAUAUCAGAGAUAUCAGAAAGUUGACAAUGACAACACGACCGGAUAGACUUGAAGAUUCGAUUGGCUGGCUUAAAGGCACUCUCCAAGCAAACUACAGCUUCGUCUUACAAUACCAAGACCCUGACUUUAACAACAAACUGUGUAACCUUGCAGAUGUCUCUGAGCUCCCAGAUAAACCAACCAUCAAAAUCAUCCCUAUGAUUGACCUUGUACCAGUCACUGAAGCAGUCACUGAACAAUCUGGAUUGUGUAGUGACAGAAGUAGCCAGGCAGACACCAAAAUCCUGUCCACCUCCUCUCUGGAUAGAAGUGUGCAGUGGCCAGAGGUUUGCUACGAGUUCACCCGAGUGGUGGGGCAAAAUCUCAGAGAAAACUUCUUUGAGUCACUUGACCGUUUCUCACCAAACUUGAUGGACCUCUUCAGGAAGAAGAGGGGCCUCACCGGACAACUUUUAACUGAUCUUUUAUGUCAGACAAAGACCACUGAGCCAACAGACAUCAGGUGCCUUUGUCUUCGGGGACUGACAGUCAUUUUGGGGGAUGAUCCCUCUGCGUUCUUCAAAACCUGCUCUGAUGUGACUGACAAGGACUUGUACAGUCAGACUCCAGUGGGAAUCCUCUGCAUUGAAGAACAUCCUCAGCUCAACCCAUCCAGAGUGGCCAUCGUCUUGGAAGGGACUGUGGUGAUGGAGGAACUGGCCAACCUACCACAGGCCUUCUGUGUCCUUUUUGGACUGAUUUAUACCUUGCCCUUGGAUUACCCCAAGUGCAUGAAAAACACUUUCCAGUUUAAUCAACAGGUGAUGCUCAACCUGGGCAGAGGUGAGCUGAAACCCAAAAUUCAAUCUUUGAUGAAUCAACUCUCAGGGUGUUGAAUACACUGCUCUGGAUAUUGGUGCUUAGUUAUUUGUAAUGUUGCACUUUUAUAACACCAUGUUUACCGUUGGAACCAUAUGCAAGUUUUUAUAUAUUGCCAUGGAUUUUGCAAUUUGAUUCCAUCCUGAUUCUUAUGUGAGUUAUGUAUGGACAGAGAUAUGUGCCACUAGAAACUGAAUUAGAUUUAUUGACAUUUGAAUUUGAAUUGCUCAAUUUGAAUACUUUAAGUAAAAAAAUUAAUUUGGAUCACAUAAUUUGAAUUUGUAUUGUUUAACUUGAAUAACUGAAUUGAAAAAAAUAAUAUGAAUAGCAUAAUUUAAAACUCAAUUUAUUUGCUUUGAAACUAUUCAGUUUCCAUAAUUCAAGUAAUCAAAUUGAGCAAUUCAAAUUAUGUCAAUAAUUCAAAUUCAGUUUCUAGUGGCACAUAUCUCUGUCCAGUCAGGUUAUUAGCACUGAUCUAACAGUUUGGUUCCAUUCCUAUUGCUAACUACAGUAUGUUUUAUAGCACUGAUUUUGCAAUUUGAUUCCAUCCUUAUUGGUAUGUGAUUCAUGUUAUUAGCACUGAUCUAGCAUCUAGCAUUCCAUUCCACUUGCUAUGUUUUAAGGCAUUGGUACUGAUUUUGUUUAAUUCCAUCCAGACUCACAAGAGUCCUACUUGAUGCAGUCUUUGAUUUGAUGUGAUAUUUUGAAUACAAACCUAUUCUUUUUGUAUAAAAUGAUAUAGACACAGAUGCAACUCCAUUAUAGUUCAGCAGACCAAAGAGAGAUUGUAACUUGCGGUGAGAGUGACUGCAUUAAUGUUCUCACACUGUACUGACAUUGUUGUUAAAAUGUUAAGAGGCAAGGUUUUUGUGACCUAACUUUAAUAAAAUAUGGAAAAAAUGUA
Nerophis ophidion (straightnose pipefish) is the source of this 4919-nucleotide messenger RNA. RefSeq lists its product as uncharacterized. NCBI's taxonomy places the organism in Eukaryota, Metazoa, Chordata, Actinopteri, Syngnathiformes, Syngnathidae. The record is from RefSeq and is a predicted model, not a curated record. The coding region runs from base 2611 to 4032 and encodes 473 amino acids. The transcript is spliced from 6 exons.